UUCCAUGUCAGGAAAAAAACUUCAUUUGAUGAAGGCUCAACGAAUGGAUUCUGGGGCCUACAAAUGCAUAGCUAAAAAUGCUGCUGGUUUAGCCGAAGCUAUUAUUAAUGUUCUAGUUCUUGUUCCUCCAAGAAUCGAGGAUCCACAUGGCUAUCGUACUUUAGAAGCACUUGUUAAUGAUAGUGUUCAGAUAGAUUGUAUUGCCAGUGGAGUUCCUACUCCAAAGAUUGAAUGGUCUCAUAACGGGCGAAGUCUCUCAUCUGAAGAUUCCGCUAGCUUAUAUUUCGAAAAUGGAAGAUCUAAACUUCACAUACUUUCAGUGCAACCGAAAAAUGCUGGAAUAUAUUCAUGUACUGCAACAAAUAAAGCUGGAAAUUCUGAUAUGGAUAUUUUUCUUGAUGUAAUUGGUCUGUCAAUACCCAACACAUAUCAUUUAGAAUGUUUCUUAUAUAUAGGACCACCUACAAUUCGAGCACCAGCUACGGAACUAAACGUGGUUGAGGGAUCGGAGCAGCGUUUGGAAUGUGUAGUUGGGGGUCAUCCCUCACCUCGUGUUGAAUGGCGUAAAUCCGGUAGUAGUGAUAACGAUCCUUUAGCUGUUCAACAACAACAGCAGGAUGAAGAUAAACAAACUGAGGAACAUGCCAUUUUCACUGAACACUCAUACUUUCUCCAUAUCCAUGCUGCCGGACAGCAACAUGCCGGUCGUUAUACUUGUAUUGCUAAAAAUAAAGGUGGAGAAGAUCGCCUGGCCAUACAGUUAAAUGUUUUGGUUCCUCCAAGCAUUGAUGAAGGCGAACGCUUGCUUCGCGUAAUCGAAGGGGGUACAGCUUCAUUUGAAUGCCCAGCUAAAGGUUCACCUACUCCAAAAAUUCUCUGGAGAAGGAUGCCACAUGGAACUGUACUGAAUUCAGAAGAUGAGAAUAUACAUCUUGAAGGCAUUGGAGUAAAUCGGAACAUUCUUUUGAUCAAAGCUUUGAAGCCAGAGGAUGCUGGCAGGUAUGUAUGUGAAGCUUCAAAUGAAGCUGGUAAUGCAACUGCUGAAUUUUUGCUGGAGAUAUUGCGCCGUCCAAUUUUGUUUGCCAACCCAUCCAAUUUACUGUUGCGAGUGCUAGAAGGUGCCCAAGCCAAAUUUGAAUGUCAAGCUAAUGGAAAUCCUGAACCCAGUGUUUCCUGGCUUCGUGCAGGUCGCCCAAUUGGUGAAGAAACAACUAGUUCAAAUAAUAAUCUGAUUUUCUCGCCUCGAGGCGAUAGCUUGAUGCUUGUUAAGGCAAGAAGAAGUGACUCUGGUGAAUAUACAUGCCGAUUGAACAAUAGCGUUGGAGAAGCUGAGGCUACAUUUACUCUUACUGUACUUGUUCCACCUCAUAUCAAUGAAACUUUGGAUCAGAAUCCUCGAGCGUUAAGAAACCAAGAAAUUCGACUAAAUUGUCCAGUCAUUGGAUUUCCAACCCCAACAGUCCAAUGGUUAAAAGAUGGAAAGCAAUUACACUUUACUGAACGAAUAAUUCGUGGAAAAAUUUCUGACUAUCAAAACGAUCUUUGGCUAGAGGCUGUAAGUGCGAAUGAUGCAGGCCGAUAUACAUGCCAAGCAGUUAAUGAAGUUGGUCAAUUAAAUACGGAUUUUGAAUUGGAAGUGAUCGCACCGCCAGAAUUUGCCUCUGAAGGCAAACGAAACUUUGAGGUUAUUGAAGGUGAUUCUGUUACUUUGGUCUGUCCGGUGGAAGCGAAUCCAUUCCCAGAAAUCACCUGGUUGCAUGGAACUGAUCCAAUUGACACUAAAAAUGCUUAUUUCUCUGAUGAUAAAAAGAAUCUGACAUUACUUCAUGCUUCAUUAUCAGAUGGAGGAAAAUACAUUUGCAAUGCAACUAAUGAGGCAGGAAAUUCUGAAUUGGAUUUACUGCUUCGCGUUUUUGUCCCUCCUAAAAUUGAUAAAUCAAAUCUCGUAGCAAGCCCUUUAGCAAUUCUUGGAAAGGAUAUGUUUCUGGAGUGUCCUGCUUCUGGCACUCCUCAGCCUUCUGUAUUGUGGCAUAAGGACGAACGGCAAAUUACACAAUUGGCACAAAAAUAUAUACUAAAAGAGAAGAAUCAAACUUUGUCGAUUAAAAACAUUAUCCCCGAGGAUCAGGGUUUGUAUACCUGUACAGUACAAAAUGAGGCUGGUCAACUGCGUGAGGAAUUUAGACUUGAAGUCCUAUUACCCCCAGAAAUGGAAGAGGAAACAGCUAAACCUGGAGAUGGUAGAGUACCUGGACCACCCCUUUCUAAACAGGAGGGGGAACAAUUAGAAUUGGAAUGCCCUUUAAAAAUUAAAUCGGCGUCUUUACUUAAACAAAUCACUGAGUCUUUGACGGAAGAGGAAAUUUGGAGAAGGAUGGAAGAGGAUUUUGAUGAUGGAAGACGACUGAGAAUUGCAUGGUCAAAAGAUGGAAGGCCUUUAGAGCCAGGAUUAAAUGCUAAUAUUGAGAUAAGCGAAUAUCCGGGUAAACGAUUACAGCUUCAUACAACCUCCAUAUCUGACUCAGGCGAAUACAAAUGCAUAGCAUCAAAUAGAGCCGGACAAUCUUAUGUCAAGUUUCUUGUUGAAAUUCUUUGUAUGCUUUUUUAUUUUUGUCACAAAUCUCCCCUUUUUAUUUAA
Molecule: messenger RNA, 2638 nt
Organism: Meloidogyne enterolobii
Lineage: Eukaryota; Metazoa; Nematoda; Chromadorea; Rhabditida; Meloidogynidae
Source: the annotation of a GenBank genome assembly